Molecule: messenger RNA, 1751 nt
Organism: Otolemur garnettii (small-eared galago)
Lineage: Eukaryota; Metazoa; Chordata; Mammalia; Primates; Galagidae
Gene: CASP6
Product: caspase 6
Exons: 7
Coding region: 624-1451 (275 amino acids)
Biological process (GO): proteolysis; apoptotic process
Cellular component (GO): cytoplasm
Source: RefSeq, a predicted model, not a curated record
UCUCCCCUGCAUCCAGGAAACCAGCUGCUUCCUGUUCGUUUAAGUUAAAAUCACAAUAACUUUUUUCUACAAAGUAAUUUACUGCUAAACACAUCCUUUAAAACGUUCUCCCUGUUAAUUGCCAUUAUGUUACUUGUAAAGUUUAGAAAUUUCCAGCCUAGCUAGGGAAAGGAAAAAGUUUGACCUAUCAACAGUUGGUUAUGGAGUGCCCUCUUUCGGAGCUUUUUAUUCUUUGCUAUACAAAGGAAGCCUUGCUCCAGAGGCAAGUUGCUAGUCACUACGAUCGUUCAAGAAGUGGCCUUGUCUUGGAUGAAGGGUGCGGGAGCCUGUGGCAGUCUCCAGUUCUGGAACAAGUGGUGAAGGGUAGGAAGCCGGGCAGCAGGCUCCCCGUCCAUACUUGCUCUGCAAUUCUUUUCCUUGCCUCUUCCCUUACUUUUCUUUCUCCACCUCAACCCCUUCAGGGUAUGGUCUAGACUUAACGCAGGCUACUCAAUAUGAGGUUGUCUAACAAAUUGUUGAUGUAGAUUUUUAUAGGUACUGCAGUAAAUGAAGACUAUGACAGUAGAAUGACUAAAGAAAUUUGGCGAAAUGAACACUUAGCAUAGAAAGGUGGGGAACAAAACAUGACAGAAACCGAUGCCUUCUAUAAAAGAGAAAUGUUUGAUCCAGCAGAAGAGUACAAAAUGGACCACAAGAGAAGAGGAAUUGCUUUAAUCUUCAAUCAUGAGAGGUUCUUUUGGCACUUAACACUGCCAGAAAGGCGGGGCACCAGUGCAGACAGAGACAAUCUUAUCCGCAGGUUUUCAGAUCUAGGAUUUGAGGUGAAAUGCUUUAACGAUCUUAAAGCAGAGGAACUACUGCGCCAAAUUCAUGAGGUGUCAACUUCUAGCCACAGAGAUGCCGAUUGCUUUUUAUGUGUCUUCUUGAGCCAUGGAGAAGGGAAUCACAUAUAUGCAUAUGAUGCCAAAAUUGAAAUUCAGACACUAACUGGUUUGUUCAAAGGAGACAAGUGUCAGAGCCUGGUUGGAAAACCCAAGAUAUUUAUCAUUCAGGCAUGUCGGGGAGACCAGCACGACGUACCCGUCAUUCCUUUGGAUGUAGUGGAUCAUCAGACAGACAAGCUGAACACCAAUGUAACUGAGGUGGACGCAGCCUCAGUUUACACAUUGCCUGCUGGAGCAGACUUCCUCAUGUGUUACUCUGUUGCUGAAGGUUAUUAUUCUCACCGGGAAACUGUGAAUGGUUCAUGGUACAUUCAAGACUUAUGUGAGAUGUUGGGGAAAUAUGGCUCCUCCUUAGAGUUUACAGAACUCCUCACUCUGGUGAACAGGAAAGUUUCUCAGCGCCGAGUGGACUUUUGCAAAGAUCCAAGUGCAAUUGGAAAGAAGCAGGUUCCUUGCUUUGCCUCAAUGCUAACUAAAAAGCUACAUUUCUUUCCAAAAUCUAAGUAAUAGGGUGUAUUUUUAUCUUAUGAUCUGUAUUCAAAAUAUCUUUUUUUUAUAUACAUAAGGAUCACUACAUUGAAGCAUAUGGUCCUGAAAUUUUUGGUUUGGUUUUUUUUUCAUUUAAAUAGUUCAUGUUGGACAUGGUGAAAGGAUUUGCUUUGAUAUAUAGAAACAAAAUCCUUGGGGAAUUAUUAAUACUAUAAAUUAAAAUCUAUGAGAUUUUUAUAAUUUUUUUUCUUAGUAAACUGCAAAGCUACACAAAAUGCCCAAUUUAACUUUUUUUUUUUUUUUUGAGAGUCUUAUUGC